CCCGCCUCCCCUCCUGCCCAGGUGACUGACUAAUCCGCCGUCUUCAGGAGACAGAACUGGCCAAGGUUUCUUGGUUGGAGGGUGAGGGGGGCGGGGGGAGGUCAAGUAGUGGCCACCUCGGGGAGGCCUGCACUCCAGGUCCUUCCCCUACAACUUGGCACUGCGGAUACUCCCAACCCGUACCUUCCCAAGUCAGGAACUUGAAGGGGACCCCUUGGCAAUUCUUUUUCUCUCAAGAGCAGACAGCCUUCAGUCCCAGCCGCCACCAGGGCUGGUGUGUCUGACCCAGCUGUGGUUUUUCCAGGCCUGAAGGCCCCGGAGUGUACCAGCGGCAUGUACAAAGAGACCGUCUACUCCGCCUUCAAUCUGCUCAUGCACUACCCACCCCCCUCGGGAGCAGGGCAGCACCCCCAGCCGCAGCCCCCGCUGCACAAGGCCAAUCAGCCCCCCCAUGGUGUCCCCCAACUCUCUCUCUACGACCAUUUCAACAGCCCACACCCCACCCCUGCACCUGCGGACAUCAGCCAGAAGCAAGUUCACAGGCCUCUGCAGACCCCUGACCUCUCUGGCUUCUACUCCCUGACCUCAGGCAGCAUGGGGCAGCUCCCCCACACUGUGAGCUGGUUCACCCACCCGUCCUUGAUGCUAGGUUCUAGUGUACCUGGUCACCCAGCAGCCAUCCCCCACCCGGCCAUUGUGCCCCCCUCAGGGAAGCAGGAGCUUCAGUCCUUCGACCGCAACCUGAAAACACAAGCAGAGUCCAAGGCAGAGAAGGAGGCCAAGAAGCCAACCAUCAAGAAGCCCCUCAAUGCCUUCAUGCUGUACAUGAAGGAGAUGAGAGCCAAGGUCAUCGCAGAGUGCACACUUAAGGAGAGUGCUGCCAUCAACCAGAUCCUGGGCCGCAGGUGGCAUGCGCUGUCGCGAGAAGAGCAGGCCAAGUACUAUGAGCUGGCCCGCAAGGAGAGGCAGCUGCACAUGCAGCUAUACCCAGGCUGGUCAGCGCGGGACAACUAUGGGAAGAAGAAGAGGCGGUCGAGGGAAAAGCACCAAGAAUCCACCACAGACCCUGGCUCGCCUAAGAAAUGCCGUGCUCGCUUUGGCCUCAACCAGCAGACGGAUUGGUGUGGUCCGUGCAGGUGGGUUUGUCCCCACCAUCGUUCUCCCUUUGCUUUAAGCUGCUUCCCUGACUCUGCACAAUUUCCACUGGGCCUGCAGCCCACUCCUUUGGCCCCUCAGCCCACUAGCAUACUCAGCAGACUGGGAAGCCCAGGCCUCCUGAGAAUAGUAGUAAAUACUGAACACAGUGUGUGGAGAAGGCGGCUUGGGUCUAAGUGCAGGAGGAGUGGAAAGAAAGAAUGUUCCAGAAAGGAAGGACAGACUCAAGAAGGUAGCUCUGAUGCCAGCGGGCCUAGCAGGUCCUCAGCAAACAGACAGCUCAAACACCACUAAGGGGGCCUGGAGCCCAUUCUCCCAGGCCUCAAAGUCAUGGCCCAUCGGCUCCCUCACUUCCUCUUCAAGAUGGGAUCCCUGCCUGUACCAUCCUGAGCCCUUAAUCUGAAAAAACAAGGUGACGACACAGAACCAUCUGGUUGCCAGGCAACCAUGUGACUUGCUAUCUUGUACCUACUGAGACCAAAGGGCUGAAGAGGCUGGGGGAGAGAAGCCAGGGUACCCUGGGCUGUCUGAGGGAAAGGGCCCACGUGUUUCACCAUACAACAGAGAAAUACUUGUGGUUGUGACAAAGUUUACCCAACAAGUGGUUAAAGUUUCCUCAGUUUCAGGCCAGGCCUGGCAGGGCUAAUACGGAGGGUACUCCAGGCAGUAAGGCCAGUGGCUCUAAGGAACACUUAUCCAGCCCCUCAGUGUAUCCACCACACUCCCUGUCUAAGGGUAAGGAGGAGUGGAGUUUGGAGUGUGUCUGUGUACCCACAUAUAUAUGCACAGUGGGAAACAACCCUGUCUUCAGAGGAAGUUCUGUUCCAUUCAUUCCAUCAGAGACAAACUGGCCCAGAGAACUCAAGGAUGGUAAUGGACAAGAAGAGUCACUGUCCAUGUCUUCUUCUCUAGCCCAACCUGAGGACUGGGAUGGCUGGGCAAGGAAGCCAUAGGCAUUGCGGCCCCUUGCCUUGGUGCAGAUCUGAGUCCCACAAACACACCUGGAGAAGCUCAAAGGCUGGGACUGGGAGAUGACUCCCUUGGAAGACAGGUGACAGCCCACAGGCCUAGUGACAGAAGGCCCCUGUGCCACCUUGUGGCUGUUCUGGGAACUGCACCUGUCCUAGGUCUGGGCCAGGCCAAGCAGAGUGGUAGUCUGAGGACACUGACUUACCACCCAAGUCACGGGAAGAGAGGACAAGAAAUCAGCCAGGCCUGUGCAAAGGCAGCACUUUUUGGUUGUGGUGUAUGACUAUGAAUUCACCCUCUGUUUACAGAUAACUCUCUUCACUAUUCCUAGGAGGAAAAAGAAAUGCAUUCGGUACUUACCCGGAGAAGGCCGCUGCCCCUGCCCCGUUCCUUCCGAUGACAGUGCUCUAGGCUGCCCUGGGUCCCCAGCUCCCCAGGACUCACCCUCUUACCAUCUGCUGCCCCGCUUCCCCACAGAACUGCUUGCUAGCCCUGCGGAGCCGGCACCUACAUCCCCAGGUCUCUCCACUGCUCUCAGCCUCCCAACCCCAGGGCCCCCACAGGCCCCCCGCAGCACCCUGCAGAGUACACAGGUACAGCAACAGGAAUCUCAGAGACAGGCAGCCUAGCAGGCACAGGACACCUGGCCUCCUCCAGGAGCCUACCCGCUGAGAGAAAGCAACAGAGACCCAGAUUGCAUGAAAACCAGCCAGGGGUCCUGUUAACUCCGUCUCAGGGUUCAGACCCUGAAGAUUCCAGAGGCUGCAAAAUUUCCACCUGAACCUGAGGCCAUCGAUUCAAACUGCUCCAAGUGGUGGGAAUCAGAUCUGUGUUGUUGUGUCAUCUAAUUAAGGGAAUCCCUUGUACCUGUGGCUGCCUGCAUCUAUUCUUUGUACCAUCUGUCUUGCCAGCCAGAAGCCUCUGCCUCUCUAGCUUUUCUGCUCUAGGUUAGAGAUGGGCUGAACUGAGCCUAGCUACCUUCUCUAUCCAUCUCCCCCAUCCCCCACUGCCACACCCUCCCCAUUCAUGGACCAAGAAUGACCUGGUUUGUCAAACAGCCACAAAGCUCAAGAUGACAACUCUUUUAAGAAAAUGGAGAAGCUCUGUUUAUAAAACAAAACCAGCUGCUACUCAUAAGUUGGACCAGAGGAAGCCUCUUACCAUGUUCUCAGGAGCUUGCGAGAAGCAGGGAGGGGAAUGGAAUAGGUUGUUUAGGCCUAUCAACCUAAGCAACAGAAAUAACCUGACACUACCUUAUCAGGCAAGUUGGGGAGCGGGGGUGUAUCUAGCUCUAUUUCAAAUUAUUUGGAAGUGUUUCCUGAGAAACUCACCGGCGUAAGAAGCUCUGAUACCAAGGCCCCAGGCUUGUCACUAGCAGCGCAGUCAACAGUUCAAAGAAGUCAUGGCCCAAAUCCAGUGUUCACCUCUCCCCACUCACAGAGCCUUUUUCAUAGUUCCAUUUCCAGUUUAUCUAUGGCAGUCCAGCCAGCUCCUGGGCAGCUGUGAGAUGGCAAACCCAAAACCUCACGACAGCCAGAGCCUGUUUUCCAGCAUUCAGUCCCGACCAGCUCCAGUUUCCCCAUGGGGCUGCGGGACAGAGGACCAUUACAACUAGAUCAAGGAGCCCAGAAAACCUCCAGUAGUCCAAACAGGUUUUCACCAUAGCCUACUUUAACCCAUUUUUGAGCCAAGCUUCAACCCUGAGCCUUGAAAAACAAGUCUUUUUUUAAUUUAAUUUUUGUUUUUUGCUUCCUUCUCAUCGUACGUAGCCUGAAUCCAAAGAAAAAGGGCUGCCUGGCGGUGGCUCACGCCUGUAAUCCCAGCACUUUGGCAGGCCGAGACAGGUGGAUCACCUGAGGUCAGUGGUUUGAGACUAGCCUGGCCAACAUGGUGAAACCCUGUACCUACUAAAAAUACAAAAAUUAGCCGGAUGUGGUGGUGUGCAUGUGUAAUCCCAGCUACUCAAGAGGCUGAGGUGGGAGAAUUGCUUCCAUCCGGGAGGUGGAGGUUACAGUGAGCCAAGAUGGCGCUACUGCACUCCAGCCUGGGUAACAGGGAGAGUGUGUCUCAAAAAACAAAAAAAAAGAGGGCUGUCCAUGUACUCACACACCCCUCAAAAAAAGCCUUUAGUUCCUACUUUAGCCACUGGUUUCUCAGAAUCCAAAGAUCACAUAUUCUAGUGUAACACUGCAAGAAGUCUUGAGAAAAAGAUUAUUGUAGUGUUCAAAAUAUUUUUGCAUUGUUAAUACAUCAUCAUAGAAAAACUUUUUUAAACAUGAGAAUAAAGAUACUUUUUACUGG
This is a messenger RNA of Mandrillus leucophaeus (drill), 4425 nucleotides long. It is a transcript of the gene TCF7, whose product is annotated as transcription factor 7 (T-cell specific, HMG-box). Lineage: Eukaryota; Metazoa; Chordata; Mammalia; Primates; Cercopithecidae. Gene Ontology annotation, molecular function: DNA-binding transcription factor activity, RNA polymerase II-specific; RNA polymerase II cis-regulatory region sequence-specific DNA binding. Gene Ontology annotation, biological process: canonical Wnt signaling pathway; regulation of transcription by RNA polymerase II. Gene Ontology annotation, cellular component: beta-catenin-TCF complex. The transcript is spliced from 8 exons. The record is from RefSeq and is a predicted model, not a curated record. Bases 334 to 1449 code for a protein of 371 amino acids.